This is a messenger RNA of Anthostomella pinea, 1731 nucleotides long. The record is from the annotation of a GenBank genome assembly. NCBI's taxonomy places the organism in Eukaryota, Fungi, Ascomycota, Sordariomycetes, Xylariales, Xylariaceae.
AUGUUCACCAUCUACCGUAAAGCGGCCCGAGUGCUUGUUUGGCUAGGACCGGAGGCACCGAACACAGCGUUAGCACUGGAAGCGAUCCGCCGAUAUCACGAGGGAGAAAACAUCGAUGUCGCCAAACCCGUAUCGGUCUACUUAGAUGGUGAUACACCAGAGCCCGGGUCCAUACCAGAUCAUGUCAGCGAAGAUUCAGAAGGGGAAAGAGUCGACGACGAAAUGUGGGAAGAUACGGACAGCGAGGAAUGCAGCUAUGGCGAAUUACCUCAAGAGGCUCGCUCUUACACCGCACCUUCUGCUAACCCUCUCGUGCCCAAUAUUGAUGGUUCUCUGCGUCGCGAGGAGUGCCCAGGCGCUCCACCAGCCAUGAUGGCGCUAGUUGAGAACCGGUCCCAGGACGUCGAGAUCUGGGAAGAUACGGGCAGCGAGGCUCGCUCUUACACACGACCUUCUGCUAACCCGUUUGUGUUCAACAUUGCUGGUUCCCUGCGUCACAGGGAGCCCCCAGGCGCCCCACCAUCCAUGAUGAUGUUAGAUGAAAACCCUUUCCAGGACGACGAGCUUGUCGGUUUAGGAGAUCUUUGCUGUAGACCGUGUGCUCGGCGAGUGUGGAUACAGCAGGAGGUCUUUGCGGCUAAAGAGCUCAGGAUCUACUGCGGCCAGCAUGAGCUGGAUUUCCCAACGUACCGGGAGGCGGCGCGAGUCACUGGAGCGAUACACCAUGACCAGCGCAGGAUCCGCGAAGACGGCAGGCACGAGAUUAUCAGGCGAUCGACGAGAGCGAUCGCAAGAAUGCGAAGUCAAGAUCCCGUGGAAUUAACAAAGCUGGAAAUAAGUCGAUUCCGGAAAACCUAUCAAGACAACAACUCGUCGGUCGACCGGUUCGAACUUCAGCCGGGGCGGGAAUUCGAGAGAGUUCUGCGGUACGCUAGGUACCUUGAGGCCUCGGAUAGUCGUGACUAUGUUUACGCAUCGCUUGGCUGCACAGAUUGUCCGACCUGGGCACCGUCAACUGGAACGAUGGAUGGCGGGGUCCAGAGCCAGUUGCUGAAGCCCGGAAUACCAAUUGAUUACAGCAGGUCAAUCGCGGAGGUCUUCGGAGAUGCGACGAUAUAUGUGAUCAAUCUACAGCGUGAUCUGCAAAUUCUGGAGGAUCAUACGCCAAUGAAGUCGUCAAGAGCGGGUUGCCAAUUACCAUCUUGGACAGUGGACUGGACGGCAAAUCUCUUCGGACCAGUGUGGCGGCAUGGCAGCAUAGUGCGUCGUCGUACUCGUCUCCUCGAACUGCAAAGUGCACUGCAUGAUGGAACUAUUCGGUUCUCGGGUCACAGACUCGGGACAGUGGUGUCAGUCGAGCAUCGGCGAACAAUAACGAUAACGACGCAUUUGGUACUCAAUGCCGUGAACAGCCACGGAGAUCCGGCUCUAGCAUUCAGCAAGUCUGGCAGCAUAACGACAGUCUGCACCACUCAGAAGGAAUUUCAGCUGCCAGUGUCAUCAUUGUGGUCCGAAGACCAAGAGAGCAAUCUGAACGAGCCUUGGAUCCCAUUGGCUCUCUUGAAGCGAGCACAGCCAGGCGACAUGAUCGUUGGCAUUUACGGAACGCCACGAGCCAUGAUCUGUCUCCGACCAUCGUCAAGUGGUCGUUUCUCGUUCGUCUGCCUCUACGAUGCCGAACAGGGCCUAUAUGCUCUACUGGGCCCACAAUGGUUCAGAUUACGUGACUAG